Messenger RNA from Aspergillus bombycis, 633 nucleotides. Its product is annotated as alcohol dehydrogenase. The transcript is spliced from 4 exons. The record is from RefSeq and is a predicted model, not a curated record. The coding region runs from base 1 to 633 and encodes 210 amino acids. NCBI's taxonomy places the organism in Eukaryota, Fungi, Ascomycota, Eurotiomycetes, Eurotiales, Aspergillaceae.
AUGCCUCCGUCCAUUCCCGAGACGAUGUGGGCAGCCCAAAUCACCGCAUUCAACAAACCGUACACCAUUUCAACGGUCAAUACUCCCCAGCUCCGUCCCAAUGAGCUCCUCGUCAAAAUACACGCCGCAGGAUUCUGUCAUUCGGAUAUCCAAGUGCGGUGCGGAGAACUCAACAGCCCUCUGUCCUUGAUUCCAUCCCAUGAGCCGGUAGGCACAGUUGUGCGGGUAGGGAAGGAAUCCGCCUCAAAACGAAAGUCGGCGAUCGGAGGGUCUCGCAAAAUAUAUGGAAAGCUGGAUCCGCGAUUUUGUGAUCACAGAGACAGAGGAGGCUUCAAGAACGACGGUUGUUUUGCCACGUAUAUGGUCGCCGACUCAGCGACAACAAUCGCUCUUCCUGGCUCUAUGUCCUUUGAACAAGGAGCGCCACUUUUAUGUGCGGGGGCCACCGUUUGGGGAGCGACCAACAAGGCGCGACCAUUUCUCCAAGCAGGUGAUCCGAUCGGUGUGAUUGGGGCCGGGGGGCUCGGGCAGCUGGGUGUACAGCUUGCUAAAGCGCUGGGAUACCGAACGGUGGCGAUUGAUAGCCGAGAUGCUAGUCUACAGCUUACGGACGGCAUGCCCACGGUGCUUUAG